Sipha flava (yellow sugarcane aphid) is the source of this 596-nucleotide messenger RNA. Its product is annotated as odorant receptor 2a-like. Gene Ontology annotation, cellular component: membrane. Lineage: Eukaryota; Metazoa; Arthropoda; Insecta; Hemiptera; Aphididae. Gene Ontology annotation, molecular function: olfactory receptor activity; odorant binding. Bases 87 to 500 code for a protein of 137 amino acids. The record is from RefSeq and is a predicted model, not a curated record. The transcript is spliced from 5 exons. Gene Ontology annotation, biological process: sensory perception of smell.
AUAAAGCAAGUACUGACAAAUUAUUUUUUCUUCAGAGCACUUAUAUACAUUUUCAUAAUAGGAGAAUACGCGAGAUUUACACUGUAAUGCGUCCAGUUAUACUUUUUCAACUGUCGAUUGAAUCUAUGUUAAUAACGUUACAGCCAUUUUUAACCGUUUUGAAUCUCAAUAAAGGCAUGUCACUGACAUCACCGGAAAGUAUCAAGUUAAUAUCAUCUUCAUUAACCAACAUGAUACAUUUAUUCUCGACGUGUUAUUUAUUUUGCAUGAUCGAUACAUUCAAUGACUCAAUCAACUUCGCGUUGUACAAUUGCAAUUGGACCGAGAUGAACAUCAAGUUUAAGAAACUAUUGUUGCUCACAAUGCGGGUCAAAAAUACAAGCAAUUUAAAACUUAAUGUGACUACGCAAAUGGUUGUCAACCUAGAAUUGUUUACAAACGUUGUACAUGUAACGUACAAGAUAAUAUCCGUUCUGGUCAAUCAAUAUGCAAGUAGCUGAUGGGUUAUUACGAAACAAAAGAACUAUAAUUAGCACGAAUACAAUUUUUCAUUCAUCAUUUAUGCAGUGUAUUUAAUAUACUAAUCAUAUCGAAUA